This is a messenger RNA of Nematolebias whitei (Rio pearlfish), 2412 nucleotides long. It is a transcript of the gene hnrpkl, whose product is annotated as heterogeneous nuclear ribonucleoprotein K, like. Gene Ontology annotation, molecular function: mRNA binding. Gene Ontology annotation, biological process: regulation of transcription by RNA polymerase II; regulation of mRNA splicing, via spliceosome. The record is from RefSeq and is a predicted model, not a curated record. The transcript has 15 exons. Lineage: Eukaryota; Metazoa; Chordata; Actinopteri; Cyprinodontiformes; Rivulidae. Bases 101 to 1366 code for a protein of 421 amino acids. Gene Ontology annotation, cellular component: cytoplasm; nucleus.
ACAGUAAGAAGCAGCGUUUAUAGGGCGAGGCUGCUGCUGAGGGUCGUAGUGAACUUGCAGAUCCAAAGGGGAAAACCAGUUUGCUUUCCAAAGCAAGUUCAUGACAAUGGAGAUGACAGUCGAAGAGCAAGACGAAGACAACACAUUCAGCAAUUCUGACACUAAUGGUAAACGUCCUGCUGAGGACAUGGAUGAGGAGAAGGUCUUCAAACGGUCACGCAACACAGAUGAGAUGGUGGAACUGCGCAUGCUGCUUCAGAGCAAAAAUGCCGGAGCUGUUAUCGGAAAGGGAGGCAAGAACAUAAAAGCUUUGCGCACAGACUACAAUGCCAGUGUAUCAGUCCCAGACAGCAGUGGUCCAGAGCGGAUUCUCGGUGUGAACGCCAGUAUCGACACUAUUGGAGAUAUCCUGCUGAAAAUAAUACCAACACUGGAGGAGUACCAACAUUACAGCGGGACUGAUUUUGACUGUGAGCUUCGCCUGCUGAUCCAUCAGAGCUUGGCUGGAGGCAUCAUUGGAGUGAAAGGUGCCAAGAUAAAGGAACUGAGAGAGAACACCCAGACUACCAUCAAGUUGUUUCAGGAAUGCUGUCCACACUCCACUGACAGAGUUGUCUUAGUGGGGGGAAAGUCAGAACGGGUUGUUGAAUGUAUAAAGGUUAUCCUGGAGCUCAUUUCUGAGGCACCAAUAAAGGGUCGCACUCAGCCUUAUGACCCAAACUUCUACGAUGAGACAUACGACUAUGGUGGCUUCACCAUGGUGUUUGAGGACAGGGGUAGGAGACCCAUGGGUGGAUACCCCAUCCGUUUGCAUGGUGGUUUUGAGCGCAUGCCCCCUGUUCGUAGCAGCAGACCUUUGCCUCCUUCCAGAAGGGACUACGAUGACAUAAGCCCCCGCCGGCGUCCUCCGCCGCCGCCCACCAGAAGUGGACGAGUGGGGAGCCGUGCUCGAAAUCUGCCUCUUCCCCCACCGCCGCUGCCAAGAGGAGGUGGAGAUAGGUUUUCACAUGGCAGCUACCGCAGUAGUAUGGAUGACAGACCCAGUGACAGAAGAGUCCGUGGAGACCGUUACGACAGCAUGAGUGGAAGUGGAUAUGGUGGUAGAGGGUCAUACAGUGAUAUUGGGGGCCCGGUCAUCACAACACAAGUUACCAUCCCAAAAGAUCUGGCCGGCUCCAUCAUUGGUAAAGGAGGCCAGAGGAUCAAGCAGAUCCGCCACGAGUCCGGGGCCUCCAUCAAGAUUGAUGAGCCACUAGAGGGCUCUGAGGACCGCAUCAUCACCAUCACAGGGACACAGGACCAGAUCCAGAACGCCCAGUACUUACUGCAGAACAGCGUGAGGCAGUACUCUGGUCGGUUCUUUUAGGGAGAGGUGAAAGAAGAUGAAGCCGUGCUGCCAAACUGUUUGCACCCUCUGUUCAGAGCAACAUUCCUCUGCUUUGGGUAGAAGUGCCCCUUCCCUUUAAUGCCACAUGUUGCAUCACCUCUGUAUACGCGACAUAUUUUACUUAAAGUUCUUUAAAACAUGGACGGCUUGCGUUGGAUUUUUAGUUUCUGUCAUUGAUGUAAACCCAUUUGUGUGAUGAGUUUGGUGUUGUCUUGGUUUGCUACAGCAAGCAGAAUGUAACUUUUUUUUCCUGUAAAACAGAAAGUAGGUUUUAUGAUUAUAUAAUGUUUUCCAUUUGAAAUUUUUUUUUUUUUCAGACUUUCUAAACAAAGAUGUAUGGUUUUAGAAUGGUUAAAUUAAAGGGGGGUGGGGGGUGGGUAGUAAAAAUGUUCAAAGUUUUUUUGUUGUGAUGUGGAGCUGAUUGGAUUUGAGAGAGAUUUAAAGACAUUACAUUUUACAGUCGGAUUCGUACCAAGAAAACUGGUCGACUCCUUGUUAUCAUGGAAACAUGGCCUUAGCCUUACAGCAUUUUUAAUUUUUGACAGCAAACCCUAAAAGUCAGUUUCUGGCAUUGUGACCUGAUUACACUGAAAUUAAAAUUUAAAACCAUCAGCCAGCUUGUGAUGUACUCACACAAACAAUCGUAAACAAAUGAAAAUCAUCUGACAUGUAAUUAGAGUGCUGUUGUGAUGCUGGGACUGUUGCUGCACUUUGAUUUGUUUGUUUUUGUUUAAAGUAUUGCAUUUAUAGUAAUCAUACAUAAAAUCUAUUUUGCCAAAUGUUGUGCUUAAAGGUGGGAAAAGAAAUGUCCCAGUUUAUCAGAUUGAGACACAAAAUAUUGACUAGGUUUUUCUUUAAAAAAUAAUUUAUAGAGUGUGUAUAUAUUUGCAUACAAGUUGUUUGGUCAAUGGUUACUUUGGCCCCGACUGUGUAAACGUUUGGAAGAUGGAAAAAUGGACAAGAACCAAACUUACUAAUUUAUUUUAUCCUGAUAUGCCAAAUAUGACGAGACAUUUAAAAAAAAA